Messenger RNA from Piliocolobus tephrosceles (Ugandan red Colobus), 815 nucleotides. It is a transcript of the gene SPEGNB, whose product is annotated as SPEG neighbor. Lineage: Eukaryota; Metazoa; Chordata; Mammalia; Primates; Cercopithecidae. Gene Ontology annotation, biological process: synapse organization; homophilic cell-cell adhesion. The transcript has 4 exons. The record is from RefSeq and is a predicted model, not a curated record. Gene Ontology annotation, cellular component: plasma membrane; axon; neuronal cell body. Bases 1 to 717 code for a protein of 238 amino acids. Gene Ontology annotation, molecular function: protein binding; axon guidance receptor activity.
AUGUCUAAAGCAGCUCCUGCCAAAAAGCCAGUGGCUGCGGCCCCACCUCCUGGAUGUACCCUGGACAUCAAUGACCCGCAGGUCCAGAGUGCGGCCAUUCGCAUCCAGGCCUCUUACCGAGGCCACAGGUCCCGGAAGGAGCUGCGCGAGAAGGGGCCGCCGCGGGUACUGGAGCCGCUGAAGGACGUGGUGCUGAUCGAGGGCAGCGCGGCCAAGCUCACUUGCCGCAUUUCGGCUUUCCCGGACCCAUUCAUCCGCUGGAGUAAAGACGGCAAGGAGCUACGUGACGGGCCCAAGUACCGCUACGUCUUCGAGGACCCUGACGUGGUGGCACUGGUGGUGCGCGACGGCGAGCUGGCAGACCUAGGCCAGUACAGCAUCAACGUCACCAACCCCUUCGGCCAGUGCUCCGACUCGGCGCGCAUCCUCGUGGAAGUCCCGGCAAAGAUUCAAAAGGGACCCGACAACACUAAGGCGCGCAAAGGCGCCACCGUGACGCUGACUGCGGAGAUCCUGGGAGAGCCUGCGCCCGACGUGGGCUGGACCAAAGACGGGGAGGACAUUGAGGAGGAUGACAGGGUGUUCUUCGAGAUCGGCAGCACCACCACGACGCUGACCAUUCGCCGGGCCACACCCCAGGACAGCGGCAAGUACGAGGUGUACGUGGAGAACAGCCUGGGCAUGGACCAGAGCUUCGCUCGCGUGGACGUAGCCUGAACGACACCCCCGGACCUUCCGCCCUGGCGCCAAGCCUGGGGGUGGUGGGACCCACAGCCUUCCUCCAGCUUGCUUAAUAAAGCUGCUCUCUGACUCUC